AUGUCUUCAGCCAUGUUUGCUCCAUUCUUUUCUCUCAGAAAAGCCGUCAAACCUUAUAUCAGUCACCCAAUAUUUGUUUUUGGCGUCGUAUCUGCCUCACAAUGGUUGGACAAUAUCAAUGUAUCGAUAGUGACUAGUAUGGUGAUGCAAAUCCAGCAGAAAUACGAUGUGCCUUAUCCAGUAGCAACCUGGACCUUUUCGGCUUUCUCGCUCUGUUAUGCCAGUUUCAUCAUGAUUUUUGGAAGGAUAGGCGACAUCGUGGGACACCAUUAUAUGUACAUUGGAGGCAUGUUCUUUCUGGGUAUAUUCAACAUCAUAGCUGCUUCCGUGCAAAACAUAUAUGUGGUGAUCGUGUUUAGGGCACUGCAAGGUAUUGCUGCUUCUGCCACGAUACCGUCUUCCUAUGCCUUAGUUAGUAACCUUUUCACUGGAAGAGCGUCGCAUAUUGCAAUAUCAGUACUCACCAUACUCAUGACUACUUCAUUCGGAUUGGGAAGUGUUUUGGGUGGUGCAUUUGCGUUGACCUCCAUUGGAUACAGAGGUGCAUUCUAUCUUGUGGGUGGCAUAUCCCUUCUUGUUGCGUUUCUGGGUGCUCUAUGUGUUGAACCUGCUUCUGUGAAAGGAGAAAGUCUGAAAGAUCUGGACCAUAUUGGGGUUGUAAUAAUGCUUUCGGGAUCGUUAUUACUGGUCACUGGUCUGACAGAAGGAGGUGAUACUUGGAAAUCUCCAUCAGCUUACGUUCCUAUUAUAUUCGGAGUUCUUCUCUUAUUCCUCUUCUUUGCAUGGGAACUGCAUAUCAUGCGAAAGCUCAAAAGGUUCGACAGCGUGCAGUUGCUCAUACCUAUGGAAACAUGGGCCAUUCCAAACGUUGUUCCAAAUUUAUUGGUAAAUGGAAUAGGCUAUGCCAACAUAUUCUCCAUAAUGUUGUUGUCAGUGGAAGUUUUCGAAUAUGUUGCAUUGAAUUCUCCUGUGAUCGCAGGCCUCAAAGGUUUAACGAGUGCAGUUGGUCUAUUCGUUGCUUCAAUACUUGCCACUCUUACGUUUGGCAAAGUCCCACCAAAAUAUGUGGCUAUUAUUGCUACUACAGUAUACCUUGCUUCUUCCAUCGUCAUUUCAAGGUUGGGUUACUCAACAGAGUCUUGGUGGAGGUAUGGACUACCGGGCCUAGCGAUCAGUGGCUUAUGUCAAUGCUUCAUCACCUUCUUCCUAUUUAACUCGGUGAUUGUAUCAGCACCUCUUGAGAUAGAAGGGGUUGUUUCAGGAAUGGGAAUGACUUGCGUUCAGCUGUUUAUAGCUAUUUCCUCUGCUGGUACUUCCUCGAUUGUGGGCGAUGUUGAACUUGGUAUGACUCCCGAAAUCCAAAAGAGGAUAAUGGUAAAAUAUCGCCACGCCUUUUACUUCGUCAUUGCUGCAUCUGCUCUAAAUGUUGUGCUUAGUUUGUUUAUAAAGGAUAUGGGGCUUGGGUCUUUGAAGGAGAAAAGGGAAGGGAAACUCAUGGGGAGCGAUACUGAGGAUUCUUCAGAGAUGGAGGUGGAGGUUUCCAAACAUGUCUCGCACUCGUCAGACAGUGUUUGA
Messenger RNA from Kuraishia capsulata CBS 1993, 1575 nucleotides. RefSeq lists its product as uncharacterized. The record is from RefSeq and is a predicted model, not a curated record. Gene Ontology annotation, molecular function: transmembrane transporter activity. The transcript has a single exon. Gene Ontology annotation, cellular component: membrane. Lineage: Eukaryota; Fungi; Ascomycota; Pichiomycetes; Pichiales; Pichiaceae. Gene Ontology annotation, biological process: transmembrane transport. Bases 1 to 1575 code for a protein of 524 amino acids.